Molecule: messenger RNA, 2752 nt
Organism: Centropristis striata (black sea bass)
Lineage: Eukaryota; Metazoa; Chordata; Actinopteri; Perciformes; Serranidae
Gene: mapkapk3
Product: MAPK activated protein kinase 3
Exons: 10
Coding region: 475-1710 (411 amino acids)
Biological process (GO): toll-like receptor signaling pathway; protein autophosphorylation; response to cytokine
Cellular component (GO): cytoplasm; nucleus
Molecular function (GO): mitogen-activated protein kinase binding; calcium/calmodulin-dependent protein kinase activity; calcium-dependent protein serine/threonine kinase activity
Source: RefSeq, a predicted model, not a curated record
CUAAGCAAACAGUGACACUGACUGGCCAUGUGAGCAACCAAAUGACUUCAGAUCAACGGGAAGCUGAGAUCAGCAGAAUAUAUUCACCCGUCUGUGAAAGACUCUUCUAACUGGAAUUUAAUUUGUGUAAUAUUCAGAUGAUCAAAUAUUUGGAUUUCUCUGAAGAGACAGCUUUGACUGAUUGACAGAACAGUUCUUCUAAAAAAUAGGCUGGUAUUUAAGUUCAGUGAGAGAAAUAAUUAUUUUGUAAGCUUGAACAAAUGUAUUUAGUUUCAUUCUCUGUUUUGUAGAAACAGUGGGAUUAGUCCAUACAGGGGCUGCGGUGCCCAGGACACCCAGACGCUCCAGCAGUGCUCAGGGAUCCUUCUCAGCUUUGUGAUUACCGGAGGGCAGCGGGCGUCAUCGCAUUACUUUGGUGAAUUACUCACGCUUUCUCCUCCAUAGCACCACUGUUGACAGAAAGCCUGUUUGAACAUGCUACAAAAUGGAAACGGGAAGGAGAAGCCGCUUGAAGCGCCAAAGGCUGAGGCAGAGCCGGACUCUCCGGCUGACAACCAGCAGCAGCAGCAGCAGCCCGCUCCUCCAGCUACUGACACACAGGACGCGGACAGCGAGCCCACACACUUCGCCAUGCCCGUCCACCCUAAACUGGACAUUAAACGCAACGCAGUCACGGACGAUUAUAAGAUCUCCACUCAGGUUCUGGGCUUAGGGAUCAAUGGCAAAGUCCUCCAAUGCUUCAACAAGAAGACUGGACAGAAGUGCGCACUGAAGAUUCUCUACGACAGUCCCAAAGCCAGACGAGAGGUGGAGCUGCACUGGCGAGUAUCAGGAGGGCCGUAUAUCGUCCGCAUCCUCAGCCUGUAUGAGAACAUGCAUCAUGGGAAGAAAUGCCUGCUCAUCAUCAUGGAGUGUAUGGAGGGAGGAGAGCUGUUCAGCCGGAUCCAGGCCAGAGGAGACCAGGCUUUCACUGAGAAAGAGGCUUCUGAGAUUAUGAGGGACAUCGGCACGGCCAUCGAGUACCUCCACAGCAUUAACAUCGCGCACAGAGACAUCAAGCCAGAGAACCUGCUCUACACCACUAAAGAAAGAAACGGGGUCCUUAAGUUGACAGACUUCGGCUUUGCAAAGGAGACGACGCUACACAACCCUCUACAGACCCCCUGUUAUACACCCUACUAUGUGGCUCCUGAGGUUUUGGGCCCGGAGAAAUAUGACAAGUCAUGUGACAUGUGGUCUCUGGGUGUCAUCAUGUACAUCCUGUUGUGUGGCUUCCCUCCAUUUUACUCCAACACUGGCCAGGCUAUUUCUCCAGGGAUGAAGAGGAGGAUCAGAAUGGGCCAGUAUGAAUUCCCCAACCCAGAGUGGUCUGAGGUUUCACAGGAAGCCAAAGAUUUGAUCCAUCUGCUGCUGAAGACGGACCCUAAUGAGAGAAUGACCAUCUCUCAAUUUAUGAACCACCCCUGGAUUAAUAAGUCCAUGGUGGUUCCCUCCACUCCACUCCACACCACCCGGGUCCUGACUGAAGACAGAGAGAUGUGGGAGGAUGUGAAGGAAGAGAUGACCAGCGCUUUAGCGACCAUGCGCGUGGACUACGACCAGGUGAAGAUCAAAGAUCUGGACACCUCCAGCAACCCACUACUCAACAAGAGACGCAAGAAGGCCGCAGCGGGGGCCAAGAGUGGUUCCACAGUCUGCCAAAGUCAGUGAGAUGGGCUGCUGGUGGAAAUCCAGACGGGAUAGCCAAUAAUAAUGUUUAAAAAAAGCAGCUCAGAAGAGGAAGGAAAAGUUGAUUUUUGCAGGAGGAGGAUUGUGUAGAGACCUGCUUUGGACUCUGGGGAAACUGGAAAUUGAAGAGAAAAUUAAAAGGGACAUCACAGGAACAACAGCAAAGUCAGAGCUGGACAUUUAUAAGACAUAUCAAGACAUGAUAUCGUGUGUAUCUCCUGUCAGUGGUAGAAUCAACAGCUCUGCUCACUGUGGGUUGUUAAUUAUUUUUAAGUCAUUUUAGACCUUUUGUGAUUGUAAGACUGUCUGUGUGCAGACAUGAAGUAUUUGUAGUGAUCAUGUUUUGUGUAUUUGAACGCUGAGUUUGAGAUUUCCUUUGUAACUAUGUGCACUAGUGUGCAAACCACACACAGACAGACAAAGCAACUGAACAGAAACUAGAACACUGACUAUUACCUGCAUUGUCUUAACAUUGUCUGUCUUCUGCUGCCUUCCUUUGAGGAAUUAAAGCAACGUCUGACACUGGCUGUCUUGUCAAUAAUGUAUAGCGCCCAUACACUUCAACCAAAGGAAUUUUUUUUCACUGAAGUAACAUUAAAAUGGCCCCCAAGCAGGACAUUUUACUCUGUCACUGCUGCAGAUUAAUCUGUGGUGGCACACAACCUGCCUGCUUCCUGUCAGAGUGAAGACAGAGAGCUUUGUGUGAGCAGCAGUGGCGUAAUGGUUGGUUGUGAUACACAGAUGAGUUGUGACACUUUAUCUUGAGAAAGGUCUUGUGUGUGUGUGUGUGUGUGUGUGUGUGUGUUUAUGGGGGUUGAGUAAACUGCUUCCGGUAAAUAGGGGCCAUAGUUUCACUUCACAUUAAAACAUGAGCAAGACAGUGCAGCCUUUUGAUAGUAGAAACCUCAUCUGUCAGGUAUGUCCUCUCCAUGUAGAGACUGGAUUUGUCCAUAUGGUUGUAAAUAAAAGUUUAUAAAGUAAAGUUUCCUGUGCGAGAUGUGUUUUUUUCCAGAGGACCUUGGAG